AUGCGGCGCUCUCAUCGGAAAUCCCGCCAUGGCUGUGCAGAAUGCAAAACAAGACGGGUCAAGUGCGACGAAGCGCGACCCUCAUGCACAAAUUGUAGCAAACGGUCUACUAGUUGCAAUUAUAGCUCAUCUGCCCCGUACUUAUGGCUGAGCGAGCAAUCCUCCCUAGGACCUCCAACAUCCCCUCCCAACUUGGGGCAAGAAGUCGAGUAUUUAUUCUCGACACCUUGUAUCUUGAAAAUUUCCCAAGCAUUGUGCGACAAUAACAAUAUUUGCCGGCCUUCUCCUUCGGCCCUUGAUCUAAACGACCUCGAGCUUAUGCUUCAGUGGUCAAGCAAGACCUACUUGACGCUCUCUCGAAACGAAGCCACGAAAGAAGUCUGGCAAUUCCUUGUUCCUCAAGAGGCAUUGUCUCAUCCGUUUCUCAUGCUUGGCUUAUUAGCUGUCUCCGCUAUUCACUUAGCAGAUACCAAAGGCGAGAAGAAGAAAGCAGAAUUCAUGAAGAAAGCUCUCCUCUAUCAGCACCAAGCAUUGCUGGUAUUUCGGCAGCUCCUUGAUGAUAUCAAUCGAUACAAUGCCAAAGCAAUAUUUGCAUUCUCAAGUAUCCUUGCUAUAUUCUACUUCGGCUUCCUGCGCCUAGAAAAUGUCAUUAAUCCAUCUUCAUGUAUGGAUAAUUUAUUUCAGGUGCUGAUGUUAUCAGAGGGCGUGCAAAAUGUCCUGAGAAUCUGUGGACUUUCAAUCCAGGAGAGCAAUUUCAGUCCUAUCUUUGUGUCGGCCUCGUUCGAAAUGAAAUAUUCCAUCCCAUUACCAGGUGAAGUUCGAUCGGCCGUGAAUCGACUUUACACUGCAAACACCGCUUACGGCAUCCAGAAUUCGGGCCACAAUACUGCUGUGUACAAAGAGGCCAUUGUGAUGUUGGAAGAUGCGUUAAAUGCAGUUUAUCGAGACCACGUUCUUACCAAUGCUGCAUGUCGCUGGGCAAUAAAGUGCCCUCGGCAAUUCUUGCGAAGUUUGCAGGAGCGAGAGCCGAUGGCAUUAGUGAUCCUCUGUUUUUACUGUGUUGUCUUGCACCGUCUAAGGCACAUAUGGUGCUUUGAGGGGUGGGCUACGGCUAUUCUAAAAUCAACAUGGCCAGUAUUAGAACCGCAGUGGAGGCACCUGGCUCAUUGGGCAGCGACGGAAAUUCUAGGAGAAAUGCAUCUCUGA
Penicillium crustosum is the source of this 1206-nucleotide messenger RNA. Its product is annotated as Zn(II)2Cys6 transcription factor domain-containing protein. Gene Ontology annotation, molecular function: DNA-binding transcription activator activity, RNA polymerase II-specific; zinc ion binding. The transcript has 2 exons. Gene Ontology annotation, biological process: regulation of transcription by RNA polymerase II. NCBI's taxonomy places the organism in Eukaryota, Fungi, Ascomycota, Eurotiomycetes, Eurotiales, Aspergillaceae. The record is from RefSeq and is a predicted model, not a curated record. Bases 1 to 1206 code for a protein of 401 amino acids.